Messenger RNA from Pseudo-nitzschia multistriata, 2264 nucleotides. NCBI's taxonomy places the organism in Eukaryota, Bacillariophyta, Bacillariophyceae, Bacillariales, Bacillariaceae. The record is from the annotation of a GenBank genome assembly.
CGACUGGUGCAUUCAUUCUUUUAAGAAUACUCGAGACACCAAUUUCAUCUUCCAAACAGCGACAAUGACAGUAAACCCGAUGAAAUCUAUAGGUUCCUUAUCACCGGCAAUAGCUUUCUUGAUCGUGAGCUUUUCGCUGGGUGAACUGGGCGAUGGUCUAAACAUCUUUCAGGUGCGUCAACAACAUUUUUUUCGCAGAACAUAGUUUUGAACGGUGGGAGCUGAUAUUGAUUCGAUUUUCUUCGUCUUGAAUUUUUUCAUCCUCUUUUCCUUCAUCACGUCAUACAUUUUAGGGGAUUUACCUCGUGACCCUUGGUUGGAAUGAAGGGGCGAUAGGGACCGCUCUAUCUAUGAUGGGGUUCACUGCGUUAAUAGUACAAACAUUUGCGGGGGAUUUGGUAAGAGCAGGGAUCAUUUUCAAAGACGAAUCGACGCGAAACAAAUCCUACUCAUGAAUUUCUCUCACGCACAUGUCUACGGCCUUGAUUUCUAAAUUAGGUUGAUAAGACAAAUGUCGACAGGCGCCUAUUCUUAUCGGUUGCAAGUGUUCUUACAGCACUCUCGGCGAGUGCCAUUUUCUUCGUAGAAGGAAAUUCUCAGCAUGGCUUAAUCUACGUCACGAAAAUCAUUGAAGGAAUCUCUUCUUCUUUCAUCGGACCGUGCUUGUCCGCUUUGGUUCUAGCAACAUUUGGGCCGAACCAUUUUGAUGCAAUUAUGGCUAGCAACACUUUAUGGGGGCACAUUGGGAGUGUAGUGGCGGCCUUUCUGGCCGGAUUAGUUGCCUAUUUCAUGUAUCCGAACAUCAAACUUUGCUUUUUGGUGAUUGCUGCCAGUGCUCUUACAGCUGUGUUCUUCAUCGGAUUCUUGCCAGAAGGAGAUAAAUUGAUGGGGCGCGGUUUCAUGGGCAAACAGGCAUUAGACAAAUUUGGACAUGUCGAACAGCUCGUUGAAGAAUCUGGAAACGACGAUGAGGUAGAGGAGCAGAUAAGCAACAGAAAAUCAUAUGAGGAGCAAGAGGCCAGCAGCUAUUGGGAUGUUAUGUCAGAUAAGCGGUGUCUCCUGCUGUGCGUGACUGGCUUCUUUUUCCAGUGAGUAAUACGACGUCAGAACAUUUUCGUUCAAUAGUCAAUGUUGGGUAAAGUUUUUUGUGCAACAACAGACGUUGCGAAGACCGGUUUCUUACUGUUUGUAUUUUUUCCUUAUAGCUUUGCAAAUGCUAAUGUACUCCUUGUGCUUGGAGAACUGAUGGGUGGCGAAAAUGGAGAAGACGGAGCGCCAAGUAGAGCAGCAAUUCCUCUGAUUGCAGGUGCAAUCGUAUUGGCUCAAGUAACGAUGGUAAGAUGAUCGGAUGCUUAUAUUCCUGAUUGUUGCAAUCGUAUUCUAGUACUCAACUGUGAUAAAAAUCCAUCCGUUCUUAAUGACAUCUUCCUAUAUCUGGUCAGGCUACUGCAACCUGGAUCGGUGACAAGCUCACUCAGCAAGGCGUUGGACGAAAACCACUAUUUUUGGCUGGCAUCUUGUCGUUGCCUAUACGAUGUGCACUUAUCAUUUUCUGGAAAGACGCCGGGCAGACAUACCUCCUGUCGACACAAAUUCUUGAUGGAAUCGGCGGUGGUUUGUUUGGUCUAAUCCAUCCAUUUUUGGUUGCAGACAUCACAUUUGGAACGGGGAGAUUCAAUGUGGUAAUGGGUCUAACUGCUUCGUGUUUUGGAUUAGGUGGAACCUUGUCAAAUUUUAUCGGCCAACAUAUUGUCGAGAAUUUCGGUCAUGUGACGAGUCUGGCAGGGUCUCUUUUCUUGUCUUUUAUUCCGAUACUCGUUUUUGGCCACUUUAUGCCUGAGACUCUUGGAUCUCGAGGAUCAGCACAACAGUCAGCAAACAAAGACAAUGGUGCAACUUCAUAUGUUCAAAUGGCCCACUAAUCUAGAAACUGGCCACCGAAGUGGAAUCAGCAGUAUGAUUCAAACAAUCAUAUUCAUUUUGUAUGUACUUACUAAUGAUAAUGAGAGGAUUUUUCUUCUGAAGCACACCAGUGAUAUGUUUAAAAAUUGCCUGAUAACUUACAGUAUUGAUUCCUCUUCAACACAGUUCACCCUAUUUUUCCAACCUGGUAUUUUGAAUAGUGCUACCAGUAGUAAUCCAUCAUGUUGUGGUUUUUGCAUCUUUCUCAGAUGGUCAUCUAGCAAAAAAACAAGCCAUGCACCAUUGAUCUAAAAUAUCAUUAAUGGCAGUGAAAUUCUGGGAAAUAAAACCAAAUAAUCUGC